AUGAAUAAUCAAGUUAUUUACAGAUUAUACUAUUCUAAUAUUCAGGGAGAAACCUUCUAUGUUGAAGAUCAAGGCUGGGUUUUUAAUAUUAAUGAUUUAAAAUAUCCUGUCCUAAUAGGUCAUUUAACCGACGCAAGAUUAAUGGACUCGAUAGGUGCUUUAACCUUAAAAUCUUAUCAAACUGAAAUCAAUGGUUCCAUUUUAACCAAACAACAUGGAUGCAACUUCUGUGGUAAAGUAUUUCAGUCUCCGAGCGCGUUAAAAAUUCACUAUAACUCUCAUACAGGGGAAAGAC
Messenger RNA from Acaulospora morrowiae, 295 nucleotides. Lineage: Eukaryota; Fungi; Glomeromycota; Glomeromycetes; Diversisporales; Acaulosporaceae. The record is from the annotation of a GenBank genome assembly.